Tripterygium wilfordii is the source of this 1735-nucleotide messenger RNA. RefSeq names its product cytochrome P450 81E8-like. The record is from RefSeq and is a predicted model, not a curated record. The coding region runs from base 64 to 1599 and encodes 511 amino acids. Lineage: Eukaryota; Viridiplantae; Streptophyta; Magnoliopsida; Celastrales; Celastraceae. Gene Ontology annotation, molecular function: iron ion binding; oxidoreductase activity, acting on paired donors, with incorporation or reduction of molecular oxygen; heme binding. The transcript is spliced from 2 exons.
CCACAAUUGCCUCCUUUUUUAUAUAUCCAUAAUGCUCAUGAAGCAAUUACAAACAAUUAAGCCAUGGAAGACAAUACUAUUAUUACUAUCUACUGCGCAGCUGCCUUUUCUCUUAUCUUUAUCUUUCUUGCACUCAAAUUUCACCUCUCAAGAUCAACAAGCCAUGAGAAUAAGAAGAAGUUGCUCCCUCCAAGCCCACCUUCGGUCCCAAUUCUUGGCCACCUCCAUCUCCUAAAACCGCCCAUGCACCGCAACAUCCUCUACAAACUCUCCCAAAAAUACGGCCCAAUCUUCUCCUUAUGGUUCGGUUCACGUCGCGUGGUUGUCUUGUCAUCACUACCACUCGUGGAGGAAUGCUUCACUAAAAACGACAUCGUAUUCGCCAACCGACCUAAACUACUCAUGACCAAGCACCUUGGCUACAACAGCACAACCGUCACCCAGGCCCCGUACGGGGACCACUGGCGCAACCUGCGCCGAAUCUGCACAAUCGAGGUCUUUUCCAAUCACCGUCUCAACACGUUCUUGAGCAUCCGGAAGGACGAGAUCAGACGGCUAUUGUCCCGUGAUGAUUUUGCCAAGGUAGAGCUAAAAUCUAUGUUUGCGGAACUGACGUUUAAUAUUAUAAUGAGAAUGGUUUCAGGGAAGAGAUACUACGGUGACAAUGUGGAUAACGACGAGGAAGCGAGGAAUUUUAGGGAGAUGAUGAGGGAGGCUACAACGUACGGUGGAGUGUCGUAUCCUGGUGAUUUCUUUCCCGUUUUGAAGUGGAUUGAUUGGGGGGACUAUGAGAAGAGAGUGAAGAGACUUGCUGGAAAGACGGAUGCUUUUCUACAAGGAUUGAUUGAUGAGCAUAGAGGGAAAAGAGAAGGCUCGGAGAGUGUGAAUUCUAUGAUUGAUCAUCUACUUUCAUUGCAAGAGUCACAGCCAGAGUAUUAUACAGAUCAGAUUAUAAAGGGUCUUGUACUGGUUGAUUCAUUUAUCAUGCAGGUCAUGCUAUUGGCAGGAACUGAAACGUCAGCAGUGACGUUAGAGUGGGCUAUGUCCAAUUUGGUUAACCAUCCAGAAGUCUUGCAUAAAGCUCGAGCAGAAAUGGACUCUCAAGUAGGCCAAGAAAGCUUGAUUGAAGAGCCAGAUGUCUCAAAAGCACACUACAUUCAAGCCAUUAUAUUGGAGACACUUCGGCUGAAUCCGGCGACACCGCUUUUAGUCCCACACAUAUCAUCAGAUGAUUGUACACUAGGAGGAUACCAUGUGCCACGUGACACUAUUUUAUUGGUCAAUGCAUGGGUUAUACACAGGGACCCAACACUUUGGGAUGAGCCAUCAAGUUUCAAGCCCGAGAGAUUUUUGAAAGGGGACACUGAGUCUGCUAAACUCAUACCAUUUGGGCUUGGGAGGAGGGCAUGUCCUGGGUCGGGCCUGGCCCAACGUGUUAUUGGACUGACUUUAGGGUCAUUGAUUCAGUGCUUUGAAUGGAAAAGGGUGAGUGAGAAAUUAGUUGACAUGUCUGAAGGUAAAGGGGUGACUGUGCCUAGGGUCGGGCCCUUGGAAGUCAUGUGUAAAGCUCGGCCCAUCAUGAACAAGCUUUUUCUCUAAUUGUUUAUAGCUUGUUUGGGCCUUUGGGCGCAUAAUAUCAAUGUGUGGUACACUGGUAUGUAUGUAUUGAGCUUUGCUCUAAAUAAAACUGAUGGGAAAAGAUCUUAUCAUAUAUGAUGAUAUCAUAACUCAUCAA